AUGACCACUAACGCAAACAAGACCAUAGUCCUCAUUACAGGCGCCAAUCGAGGGAUUGGCUAUGAAAUUGUCAAGGCACUGCUUCAAACCGGUAGCAGAGGCCCUUAUCAUGUCUAUCUUGGUGCCCGAGACAUUGAGAAGGGAGAAAAAGCAGUAGCAUACCUGACGGCCGAGUACGGCAACUCAGUCUCGGCUGUACAGCUUGACACUAACUCCGCCGAGUCUAUCGACAAGGCAGUCUCAACGGUCAAGUCAGAAGCUGGCCGGCUUGACGUGCUGGUCAACAACGCCGGCAUCAUCUCCGGGGAGAAAGACCGGAUCGCCAACCUCCGCAUCACGCUUGAAACCAAUGUAAUAGCCACGUUCGUAGUCAGUGAGGCCUUCAAGAAAUUGCUCAUCGCGCAGGCCCCCGGCAGUAGGAAGGAAAAGCGCAUUGUCAAUGUGAGCAGCGACUUGGGCUCCAUUGCAUGGCGCUGCGACCCCAACUCCAAAAACUACGAUGUUCCUUCUACCCAGUACCGUAUGAGCAAAGCAGCUUUGAAUAUGAUGACGGCGUGCCAGUCAUAUGAGCUGAAAGAGCACGACAUCAAAGUCCUGGCGUUCAAUCCGGGAUAUACGAUCACCGAGUUGUUCGGGCCAGUGGAACUGCGACGAGAACAGGGUGCUUGGGAGGCAGAUGUUCCUGGCAAGAGCUGUGCCAAUAUCAUUGCGGGCGACAGAGACAAUGAGAUUGGGCAGAUGAUCGAGGUAGACGGCGUCGUGCCUUGGUAA
Molecule: messenger RNA, 771 nt
Organism: Truncatella angustata
Lineage: Eukaryota; Fungi; Ascomycota; Sordariomycetes; Amphisphaeriales; Sporocadaceae
Exons: 2
Coding region: 1-771 (256 amino acids)
Source: RefSeq, a predicted model, not a curated record